This is a messenger RNA of Pristis pectinata (smalltooth sawfish), 1211 nucleotides long. RefSeq names its product N-terminal glutamine amidase 1 (gene ntaq1). The record is from RefSeq and is a predicted model, not a curated record. NCBI's taxonomy places the organism in Eukaryota, Metazoa, Chordata, Chondrichthyes, Rhinopristiformes, Pristidae. Gene Ontology annotation, molecular function: protein-N-terminal asparagine amidohydrolase activity; protein-N-terminal glutamine amidohydrolase activity. The transcript is spliced from 6 exons. The coding region runs from base 128 to 757 and encodes 209 amino acids. Gene Ontology annotation, cellular component: nucleus; cytosol.
CGUCACUGGCUCCGGCGGAUGGUUCCGGGUGGGAUCACUCUGCUUCCCGCUCUGUGUCACAGUGAAGGGGUUCCGAGGAGAAAAUAAAUCAGAUUCGGUGUUGGAGUGCCGUCUCUCCGGGGGUGUUAUGAGUUUAUCAAACCUCGCCGGGUUGGACCCAGGCGCUAAGUGCCAGCUGCCGGCCAUCGUAAAGGAGGAUUGUGUGUACACCAGCUGUUACUGUGAAGAAAAUGUAUGGAAGCUUUGUGAACAUAUAAAGAACAAAAGGCAGCAUCCUUUGGAAGAAUGGUAUGCUGUCUUCAUAUCAAAUGAUCAAAAGAUGGUGCCCGUAUGGAGACAGAGAUCUUGCCAUGAAGAUCAGCCUGUAAUCUGGGAUUACCAUGUUAUCCUGCUCCAUGAUUGUGGGGGACAGCAUUGUGAGGUCUAUGAUUUGGAUUCAACACUACCGUUUCCGUGUUCUUUUGAUAUUUACGUGAAAGAAGCCUUCCGAUCUGAAGACCUCAUCAGACCGGUUUUUAGAAGGAAAAUGAGAGUUCUCAGAGCAGAUCUGUACCUGAAGACAUUUGCUUCAGAUCGAUCUCAUAUGAAAGAUGCUCACGGAAUGUGGCGUAUGACUCCUCCACCAUAUCCAUGUAUUCAAACUGCAGAGGCAAAAAUGAACCUGGAUGACUUCAUCAGUAUGAACCUUGCUGUCGGAUGGGGCGAUGUUUAUACCUUCACAGAAUUUGUGCAACAGUUUGGAAGUACAAAGCAAUGAUAUUUGGAAUAAAAAAAAUCUCAAUGGUUCCAGUCUCAGCCCUUGGUCUGCAUGAUUUGUAGGAAAUAUAUUAGAGGGAUAUAAUUAAUUUGGCAGGAAGUAUUUUGAGUAUUGAACAAAAAUGGGCAUUUAAAAAACAUCUGAGGCAGCAGGGAUACAGCGGUUAAAGAAACUAUAAUUCAAGCUAUAGCCAUUGGAAUGUGAUUUGCAAAGAAACCAUUAAAUUGCAGAUAUUGCUGAAGAAUGAACUCUAAGCAUUAAAUGAACACACAGUAAUGAACUGUUUCCUACAGUCAUUUACUAUACCUUUGCCCAUUGAAACUAAUGCAGACUGUCCCUUCGUGCAAUAGUAUCACAAGGAAAGGACCAAUCCUAUUCGUUCAGUGUGAAAACCUCCAAGUCUUGUUGUUCCACAAUGUAAAAUAAUUCAAUAAAAUGUAACCUUUUAACACUU